This is a messenger RNA of Bursaphelenchus xylophilus (pine wood nematode), 2220 nucleotides long. The record is from the annotation of a GenBank genome assembly. Lineage: Eukaryota; Metazoa; Nematoda; Chromadorea; Rhabditida; Aphelenchoididae.
AUGGAUAUGGAAGUGGAAGAGGAAAAGCCGGCUUUAUUAACCGAUAUGAAGCCGGAGUCGAAGCCCGAUAUGGUUGAAGAAAAGACGGUCGAGCAGGUUGUGCAAGGGUUUAAAGCGGUAAGUUAAAUGUUCGCUAAUUUUGGCAUCCUUGUUUAGGGGACAACGAUUUCACAAUUGAAGUACAAGCAACUUUGUCGAGCAUUAAGUCAGAUAAGGAUGUGGAAGGAUGAGACAAAACAAGAAUUUCUAAGUGGAUUCUUGAAUCUGGCUUCAGUCUUUGAUGGUAGUUGUAUUGAUUUGGUCAGAAGUCUUUGUGUAAGUUUCUUUUUUGGUUUUAAUUAAAACUUUUAGGAUCUCGAUUGGAUGCAUAUUCCCUCAAUCCAACUGCCUCAAUUUCUUAAAUUGUUAACUGAUACUUGCUCGUAUAAUCCCAUUUUUGUUGAUCCUGUUCUAAAGUCUUGUGUGAGGAAUCUUUCUCCUCCCAUUGAAUUUAUUGCCGACGAGUCAGGUGAAGUCAAGGCUUGUUGCCCACUCAGUGAUUCUGAAUUGGAAUUAAUUUACAUUAAGUCAAUGGAAUGUAUCGAAAUUAUUGUUAAAAGAUUGCCUCCGUAAGUUGCAUGUUUGUGAAUUUGUAUCUGGAAAUUUAGAGCCAUCUUCUCCUUGAGCUCCGCCAUUUUGAAGCAUAAACCACAUCGAACAGCACCUUUGGAGAAGUUGGUUGCACAUGUCAGGCACAUUAUUGUAAUAAGUGACAGGUUUCCUCAAAUCAGCGAGGAGCUAUAUGGCGCUUUGGUCAAUGGAUUACUUCAGAUGGAUGUAUGUUGAUAAUAAUAGGAAAAAGUUCUUUAUUCUGGCCACAAAAAAUGUACUCUGCGAGCUGUGAACUAAAGUUAUGAAAAGCGUUUCGGCCCAGCUUUUUAUGGCUUGGUCGAAACGCUGUGUUCCAAAUUUUAGCCAAUGCUGGCUAUAUUGCGCGAUUUAUACGUUGUGGCCAGAAUGAGGAACUUUUACCGUAAUAAUAUUUGUGCAUCUGGGUUUAGGGGAUUGUCUCUCAGUAUUCUGGCGCUGAUAUUGCCAAAGAGGCCUCCAGUCUCUUUCUGAAAACUGAAGUUGAAGCCACUUAUGAUGAGGAAGGAUACAAAGUUCAAAUAAAGGAGAAGCUGGACGUCUGUAUGACGAUUUUGAUGUGUUAUGUUGGGUUGGGAACGGAGAACCCGGCGAUUAAACCGCAAGACACUCCAUACACGAGAUUCCUGGAGUCGUACGAGCCGAACAAAGUUGCCUUCAAUCGGCUUUUGCCAAUCUUGGAAACCCAUAUUUUGAACUGUCAUGAAAUGGAUAACGUUCCUUUUUUGUGGUUCUAUAUGGCUUCCUACUCCCGUGAGAAUCUGAUGAAGUUGAUGAGAGUUUUUUGGAAGGUUGUCAUCACUCCGAGCCAAAGGCCCAACGAAUUUAAGAAGGCCCACAAUUCUGCCGCUUUUAUGAGUGGAAUUUUGGCCCGCGCAAACUUUGUUAAUUACCAGUGAGUCAAUGAAGAAUGUUUUUAAUUUUGUGACUUCAGAGUCAUGUGUUUCUGGUUGAAACAAAUGGCUAAUUGGUGUCUACAUUACAUUGACAAGGCAGGUCAAGUGAAGAGGCCGGGAGCGCAUCAACAUGGAACAUUUUAUGCUGUUGUCCAAGCGUUCCUUUUCGUCUUGUGCUUCCGAUACAAGGAGUUUGUUGAGAAUAAACGUAUGUCGUCUUAAUUCUUAUAUUAUUCUUAUUUUAGAAAUUGAUGAACUCAGACUCUGGGGUCUUGGAAGGAUCGUCCAUUGCCAGUUGGAGCCUUUGAAUUAUAUAUCUACUCCUCUAGCCAAAUGUUUUGCUUGUGUGAGUCGAUAUAUGCAGAUUGUUUACUGCAAUCACAUCAUCAGCUUGGGUGAGAAUGGCCCGCUUGAGUUCUACUUCCCUUUCCUCAAAAGUGGAUUGCCUCGGUAAGAUAUUUCGGUGGCUUUUAAUGCGAUAAUUUUAUUUUACGAUUACAUUUUCAGGUUAUCUGCAAUUGUGCAACCACUUCUUCGUGAAUUCACACCAGCUGAUGAUGAUCUCGCCACUUCCGCAGUUGUUCUUGCUCCUCGAAGACGAAUGGAAUCACAAACUGAGAUCGAUGAAUACGACUUUAUGUAUGCUGACCAACCCAUGGAGAUGACAACUGACACCAGCCUGUUGACCACCUAUUGA